Messenger RNA from Pseudogymnoascus verrucosus, 882 nucleotides. RefSeq lists its product as uncharacterized. Gene Ontology annotation, molecular function: heme binding. Gene Ontology annotation, cellular component: intracellular membrane-bounded organelle; membrane. Lineage: Eukaryota; Fungi; Ascomycota; Leotiomycetes; Thelebolales; Thelebolaceae. The coding region runs from base 381 to 635 and encodes 84 amino acids. The record is from RefSeq and is a predicted model, not a curated record. The transcript has 2 exons.
CAGACUUCCAGUAUAUAUGGAUGGGUUUUAAAAAGGGACCAUGACUUUUGUAGCGACGUUCCGAACUUCCCGCGCGCUCUUUGUCGUCACCAGUGCCUGACGACGACUGCCACCACGCGUCUACCCUUGCAGCUGGGCCGCCCCUGAUAGGCCAGGAAUUAUGGAACCAGGGUCUCAAUGGUUAACCAAUCAAACGCGACCAAAGUGUGCUUACUGAACGUGCCGAGGUAAAAGGUACGAAGUGCUUGGAUCCUGAACCGAUGUCAUAUCCGGGACUCUGGGGAAAAGGUGAAGUGUGGAGAGUUAAGUAGUGUGAUAACUUCCCCUUCUCGACCACAUUUCUUGCAUUCACGCCCUAUAUACGCAAUACACAGCUCAACAUGUCUCAACAAUUUACUCCCGCAGAUGUUGCCCAGCACAACAACCCCGAGAAGGGCCUCUACAUCAUCGUAGACUCGAACGUCUACAACGUCACCGACUUUGCCGAUGAGCACCCCGGUGGAGCCAAGAUCCUCAAGCGCGUCGCCGGCAAGGACGCCUCCAAGCAGUUCUGGAAAUACCACAACGCCGGCGUGCUCAAGAAGUACGGAGCCAAGCUCCAGAUCGGGACCGUUAAGGACGCCGCCAAGUUAUAAGCGCUGCAAGCUUAGAGGGCGUUGUAUUUACACCGUCGAGUGAGGGGCGUACAUGACGGAGGCACGGAGGCGCAUUAGUGCCUGGAUGUGUGUUGUCAUUCAGGUGAUGCUGCGGACCAAGGCGAAACCGAGGAGGACAACAUAGGUUCAAAAGGCGACGUGUAUGAAGAGAAUGGGAGGCAAGGGAGUGAUUUGCAAUGCAUAUAUGAUUUCGAACCAUUGCGACAGCAUAUAUACAAUAGACCAU